CCUUCAACUAAAUUCCUACUUAUCUAAACCAGCAUUUUUAUUAGUCAUGUACCUCUAGCCUCACAAUAAUGUUUGUUUACUCGAAGCUAUGACUUACAUUGAUAAAUUAAUUUCAUUUCAUAUUGUUGAAAAUGAAAAUAACAAAAACUUUUUGUCAUGGACCUAUCCCACGGUAACAGACGAGCACAAAAAGCACAUCCUGUCGAAUUGUUUCGCAAGAGGCGUUCAAAAUGAAUAUAUUUGUGGGCGCGUCCAAAAUAACUGGAUUUAUAUCAACCAAUUUGUGUCAAACAAAACUUUCGCAAUUGUAAUAGUGGCGAAGGAAUUUGAGCCAACCAAAUACCGACAGUUGUGUGAUAUUUUAGGGAAGAAAUAUUCCAAAUGCCAAAAUCCGGUGGAGUUAGUUACCUUAUAUUUGAAUUUGUUUACCACCUCUGGUUCUUGCUCAUUGCAGGAAAAUGGUGCUUCGUACGUUUGUAAUUUCAAAAAUUACGAAUCUGUUACCAACUUAAAAGAAUUUAUCGCAUCGUUUGAUUUGGAGAUAAUUCUACUGUAUACGGCGAUAUUAUUAAAAAGGAGGAUUUUGUUGUUUGAUUACAACACAGAACUGCUUUUAAGUGAACUAUUGGCCAUAAGCAACUUGGUUCCACAAAGAAAAGUCGCUGAUUAUUUAUAUCCAAUUAUAGAAAGUUCCAAUAAAUUAAAAGGAUUGUCCUUUUAUGUAGCCGGGACAACAAAUCGUGACUUACUAAAGGAUGAACACUUAUACGACCUCUUUGUUAAUUUGAGUACACGGGAAGUUACAGUAUCUCCAAAAGCUGAAGAAAUCAUGGCCAUGACCAAAACCCACAAAGAAAUUGCCACUUUCCUGAUAAAGUUAUCAGCAAGCCACCUGACGGAAAAUCAAGUUAAACAACAAAUUUUCCAAAAGACCAAAGAACUGCUUAAUUUAUUAACAAGCUUGACUUCAGUAACAACGGACAAUGACGUAAAGAUGAUCACGAUGAAUGAUCUGAGAGCUAAGAAAUAUCACCCAAAUUUCGAAAAUUUUCUCUUCAAUUUGGCAGUAUCUGAAAAUAUGAUGAUUUUGUAACUUCAAGUGGUUUAUUUGUAGUGCAUUCUAUUUAUAAAACAAAUAAUUAAAAUAUACAUGAACUUGGAAACAAAAUAACUGUUAAAACAAAUCAGCAAUUUUAAAAAUAUCAUGAAAAAAAGUUGAU
This is a messenger RNA of Tribolium madens (black flour beetle), 1220 nucleotides long. Its product is annotated as DENN domain-containing protein 10-like. Gene Ontology annotation, biological process: protein transport; regulation of early endosome to late endosome transport. Gene Ontology annotation, cellular component: late endosome. Bases 89 to 1093 code for a protein of 334 amino acids. The record is from RefSeq and is a predicted model, not a curated record. The transcript has 5 exons. Lineage: Eukaryota; Metazoa; Arthropoda; Insecta; Coleoptera; Tenebrionidae. Gene Ontology annotation, molecular function: small GTPase binding; guanyl-nucleotide exchange factor activity.